AUGACGCUGGAGAAACGAAGCAGGAGGACUAACUGCACUGUGCUGCUGAAGCUGAGGAAGCCCACAUUUCCCUGCUGUGUUCAGCGGGCCAUUUGGUUGGCUGCGGAGAACAGCCCCAUACGAGCCUAUGUUGUGGGAAAUAGAGCGGAGGAGAAGAUUUUCUGCAACUGCUCUGCUUAUUCCGAUGGUACAGCUGCAUGCUACACCUUGGACGUACAGAUCACAGAUUCUGCUAUGCACAUUUCAAACAUCUUCUCUCUGUAUGCUAAUGUGAAAUGCUUUAGCACGGAGACAAAUCUCCAAAGCUGCAGGGUUAUCGUGGGCCUUGGCCAUUCAGUGCCUAUACGUGAAGUCAGGACUGCAUUGAUGACUGUGUUCAGUGAUGAGCAUGGCAUUGACUAUGACGGAAAGGUGACACGAGCAGUACAAAACACCACAGAAGCCAGUAGUGAAGAGCAGGCCAACCAGUUGCUGGAUCUGACAAGUGACGUGUCCAAGCUCAACUCCUCCCAGGUGGACCAGCUGGUGUCCCAGCUAGAGGCCCUGCUGGCUGGGCCCAACGUCAGCCUGGCUCUGGGGAAAACCUCUGUCACGAUUGUUAGCAACCUGCUGGUAACAGUUCAUUUUUCUACCAGGAUCAUUGGGAUUGUUGAUACUGUGGGCCUGAAGCUGGUCGUUCAGGAGGAGGCUAUGAUUUUAACCGAAUCGGUCGCUCUCGCCAUCAAAACGGUGGACGGCACUAAUUUCCAGCGAACAUCUUUCUCCAUCCGAGACCCCAACAGUGUGCAGAUCCGUGGAGACAACAGAGCCAGGAGGAGUGUGAGAGCAGAGGCGUCCUCUCUCCCUCAGGGGUCUGUCACGUUCCCCUCUUCCCUCACAGCGAACCUCUCCCCUGAGCAGCAGCUACAGGCCUCCAGACUCCAGUUCAACUUCUACCAGAAGAGCACUGUGUUCCAGGACCGAGCCCUGGGAGACAGCAAGCUGAAUAGUGGAAUCCUGGGGGCCAGUGUGGCCAACCUGUCAAUCAAGUCUCUGCAGGAGGACGUGGUCAUCACCCUGAGAAACACUGAACCUGUCUCAGCACAUUUCGUGGUGUCAUGUGUUUUCUGGGACUUUGGCAUGAAUGGAGGCUCAGGAGGCUGGAACCGAGAUGGCUGCUCUGUCAGGAACAGCACAGAUAAUGAGACUGUCUGUGCCUGCAACCAUCUCACCUGCUUUGGUGUUCUACUGGACAUGUCCAGAACGGGCAUAACCAGUUGUCUCCAGGCCACAAUCCUCACCUACAUCACCUACAUUGGCUGUGGUAUCUCCGCCAUCUUCCUCUCCAUCACUCUGCUCACCUACCUGGCAUUUGGGAAACUGCGUAAGGAUAUCCCAUCUAAGAUCCUGAUCCAGCUGUGUGUGGCUCUGUUGUUUUUGAACCUGGUGUUCUUGGUGGAUGGUUGGCUGGCCCUCUACCCUGACGCUGUGGGCCUCUGCAUCGCCACCGCCUGGUUCCUGCAUUACUUCCUGCUAGCUUCCUUCACUUGGAUGGGUCUGGAGGCCGUCCACAUGUACCUGGCCCUCGUCAAGGUCUUCAACACAUACAUACCACGUUACAUGCUCAAGUUCUCGCUCCUUGGCUGGGGAACUCCACUCCUUGUGGUCAUUGUCGUUAUUGCCGUUGAUAAGGACAACUACGGACUAGUUGGCUACGGAAAGUACGUAGAUGGCUCCAGCACAGAUGACUUCUGCUGGCUGAAGGACGACAUUGCCUUCUACGUAACCGUUGUGGCUUAUUUCUGUGUCAUCUUCCUGAUGAACCUCGUCAUGUUUGUGGUAGUGAUGGUUCAGCUGUGUCGGAUAAAGAGGCAGAACCCCGACAACAAGAGGCACCGUGACGGGCUGCAGAACCUGCGCAGUGUGGUUGGAGUCACAGUACUCCUGGGUCUCACCUGGGGCUUUGCCUUCUUCGCCUGGGGGCCCGUCAACCUGCCCUUCAUGUACCUCUUUUGCAUCUUCAACUCCUUUCAAGGGUUCUUCAUCUUUGUGUUCCACUGCGCUGUGAAGGAGAACGUGAGGAGGCAGUGGAGGACUUCUCUCUGCUGUGGUAGACUGAGACUGGCAGAGAACUCAGAGUGGAGCCGCACCGCAACACAGAAGACAGGGAAGAAGUCAUUGCCAGUGACCAGAGCCACGUCCCUCCACUCCGACAACUCCUUCCAGUUCAACAAUUCCUCCUUCUCCUUCUUGUCCAAUGACUCCUCAGAGCGACCCAGUGGAGGAAUAGGUAGUCCAUUUGAUGACAGAUCCAUCACUGCCCUGGAAGAGCCCAACGCAGACGUGGUCCUCAACGAGAUAAACAGCCAGUUUAGGAGUCAGAGUUCGAGAGCACCCUGA
This is a messenger RNA of Salvelinus fontinalis (brook trout), 2379 nucleotides long. RefSeq names its product adhesion G-protein coupled receptor G2-like. The transcript is spliced from 19 exons. Gene Ontology annotation, molecular function: G protein-coupled receptor activity. The record is from RefSeq and is a predicted model, not a curated record. Gene Ontology annotation, biological process: cell surface receptor signaling pathway; adenylate cyclase-activating G protein-coupled receptor signaling pathway. Lineage: Eukaryota; Metazoa; Chordata; Actinopteri; Salmoniformes; Salmonidae. Bases 1 to 2379 code for a protein of 792 amino acids. Gene Ontology annotation, cellular component: membrane.